Messenger RNA from Galleria mellonella (greater wax moth), 3038 nucleotides. RefSeq names its product organic cation transporter protein-like. NCBI's taxonomy places the organism in Eukaryota, Metazoa, Arthropoda, Insecta, Lepidoptera, Pyralidae. Bases 131 to 1828 code for a protein of 565 amino acids. The record is from RefSeq and is a predicted model, not a curated record. Gene Ontology annotation, molecular function: transmembrane transporter activity. The transcript has 12 exons. Gene Ontology annotation, biological process: transmembrane transport. Gene Ontology annotation, cellular component: membrane.
AAUUACUACUAUAGUAGAAACCAAAUCUCAUAUCUAGCUAUACGUAUCGGUAGAUAUCACAUCUGGUUAUGAAGUCUGCAGUCCGCUAUUAUAAGUGAUAGUGUAGUUACGUGUGCAAAACAUACAUAGAAUGACAGAAAAAUCGGCGAAUAUUGAGGCGUCAGAGGCGUUGAACAUAAAAGCUUCAAAGGAUGAUGUUAUGGAACGCAUCAUCCAGCAUGUGGGAGAGAUGGGGACGUACCAACGCUGGCUAGUGUUAGCAAUGUGCCCGUUCGGUAUGGCACUGUCAUUUAUCUAUUGUGUACCAAUGUUCGCGACAGCCACACCACAGAAGCACUGGUGUAGGGUGCCUGAACUUCAACAUUUAGACAUUGAUUUGAGACGAAAUCUAUCAAUACCGGGCGCCGCAACAGGAUCUGAUUGGAACCGAUGUAUGGUGUACAACACAAAUUGGACAAAAGUGUUGGAAACUUUAAAGCCUCCACCUCCAGAGACGCCGACGGUGCCAUGCCAAUACGGCUGGGAGUUCUUAUAUGAUGACAUACCUUACGAAACUGUUGCCAGCGAGCGCGGAUGGGUCUGCGACCAGGCCAGCUAUGUGCCAUUAUCUCAGGCGAUAUUCUUCGUCGGCUCUCUGGUCGGUUGCUGUCUCUUCGGCUGGAUGGGUGACACUUAUGGCAGGUUACCAGCAUUUAUAGCGGCCAAUAUAGUUGGAUUUGUGGGUAGCAUCGCCAGUAUAGUCAGCAAAGGUGUUUGGGACUAUACAGCAAGUAAAUUUCUGUGCGGAAUGGCAAACGAUAGCUGCUAUGUGAUGUUAUACAUUCUAGUUCUAGAGUACGUGGGUCCAGGACAUCGGACCUGGGUGACGAACAUGACUAUGGCGUUAUUCUGCGGUGGUGGGGCAGUACUGACGCCAGUGUUGGCACUGUGGGUGCAGGACUGGCGCAAGCUCGUGCUCGUCACGUCACUGCCGAUGCUACUUGCGUUAGGCACGCCCUGGACAGUGCCAGAGAGUGUAAGAUGGCUAGCAUCAUCUGAUAAAAUGGAGAGAGCCACGACAGUCCUUAGAAAAUUCGAGAAGGUAAACAAGAAACAAAUACCGGAGGAUGUCUACACCGAAUUUAUUGCCUCGUCUAAAAUAAAAAGUAAUUCAGACGAGUCUAUGAAAGCGCUCCUAAAAAGUCCUCCAUUGAGAAACAGCAUGAUCGCAAUAAUUUUAGUGACGAUGUUGACUUGCAUCGCUUUUGAUGGCAUUUUGAGGCUAUCUGAGAAUAUAGGGGAUAAUUUCUUCGUAACAUUUGCACUGUCGUCUAUGGCUGAGAUACCAGCUUUAGGUGUUGUUGUGUUGACCUUAGAUAGGUUUGGCCGUCGUACCGUCACUGUUGUGACCUUAUUACUUGCCGCCAUGUUUUCAUUUUUAUGUGCAUUUUUUGCAAGAGGUCCCGCACAAAUGACCCUGGCGGUGGUAAUGCGUUUCUUUGUGAAUAUGGCGAUGAGCGCCGAGACGCAGAUUGUGCCCGAGAUGUUGCCCACAGCGGUACGCACGAGCGGCAACUCUCUCGUACACGUCACCUUCUACAUAGGGACAAUCUUCUCGUCUUAUAUUGUCUUCUUGGGUCGGUACUGGCAGCCCCUACCGCUUCUAUUAUUUGGCCUGAUGUGUGUCGUUAGCGGUGCUAUUGCAUUGCUGUUGCCAGAGACCAAAGGGCGCGCCAUGCCACAGACAAUCGCUGAGGGAGAGAGGCUGGUCAGAGAAACAGUAUUAUGCGCAAAACGGACGAGAGAAGAUACCUACAGAGAAAUCCCACUUAUCAUAUACAAUAAAUAAAUUAAAUCUAAAUUCUUAACCCUUCUUUGCAUAAUGGUAUAAAUUUCUAUCAUAACAUUGAAUGCCCAAAAAUUUAUAAAAGAACAAUUUCACUUUAAGUUGAUCGUGUCUGGAUACCUUUUUAAUGCCCAUUGCAGAAAAAAAAAACAUAGCUGUCAACUGUCAAAUUUAUUUUUUUAAACAUUUUUCUUUAAUUUUGAACAUGAAUUAUGUCACCUUGAUUUAUUGCAUCAAUAAAAAAAAAUGCAAAGAAGGGUUAAACAAUUGACUAAUUUUGGAUAAUGUUAAAGAACUUUACAAAAUUUGUGAAAAGAAAGGUCCUUCUAACUUAUAAACGCUAAAUAAAUUUAUUCAGUUGCUACGUGUAAAUGAAUGAACAGGCUUUCUUACUUAAUAAUAAGUAUUAGUUAUUGAUUUAUAGUGACUUUGUAAUACAUUAGUCUUCGAGUUAAAUCUAGUCAAGUGUUGCCAUGUGAAUAGAUUCUUAGCGAAAAGAAAGCCAAAAAAGGAAGUUCUCGAUCCGUCUGUUGUUUUGUGACUUCGUCACUAAUUUUGAACCGAUUUUCCCAAUUCUUUUUGUAAUCUAUAGCCUUUAUUUCCACAUUGGUCCCAUUUUAAUUUUGUAAUGAUUUAAAUUGCUUUUUUCUCGAUGAAAGCUGCUUGUUAUUACACCUACAUGUAAACACCUAAUUGAAAGUUCUAAAUUCAAUUAUUUACAAUGUUAUAGAAAAAUUUUUAGUUUAUUUUUUUUUUAUAUUCAUUAGUGCCUUCAGAAAUAGUUGCUUUUUUUGCGAAACAAUAUACUUGUUGUGUAUCUGUAAAUAAUAAAAAGCUGCAUAGACGAGGGACAUUUUGUCCGUAGGUGAAAUUCUCCAUUCUUAGACGUUUACUUACAUAAACACGUGCCUUGCGGCAUGAAGUUUAGUUUCUAUAUAUUGACUGAUAAUAGGGUUGUCUGUGGUUUGUACAAGACUUUAAUUAUGCAACAACUGUGUUUCAAUUCCGUUUUGUUCCUGCAAAAUAAUUAGAAGGAAUAUUUAUCUCUUCAUACCACAUAGGGGUGGUAAAGUGCUGUGAUGCCAUAGAUUGCAAGCGUUCAUCAACUGCUUGCAAUCAGGAAGACCGUAUUUUCGAUUGCCAUUGUAAUAAAAAUAAAGAUGUUACUUUUACUAAAGUGAUAAACCCGAUGAGAUUAUAAUAAAAUUUUAUA